Molecule: messenger RNA, 1917 nt
Organism: Amphibalanus amphitrite
Lineage: Eukaryota; Metazoa; Arthropoda; Thecostraca; Balanomorpha; Balanidae
Product: trigger factor-like
Exons: 3
Coding region: 635-883 (82 amino acids)
Source: RefSeq, a predicted model, not a curated record
GUUGAAGUACUCAUACCUACUGCUAGCACUGCUGAUCACAAUGUGCAACUGAAAAUAGGCUACCCAGUUCAACCCACACACAUUUUGUAUGAAUUGAAUACAUAGCACGCAGAACAUUGAAUGUUACAUGGCGACCACUGAAGCUGGGGCGGCUCAUGUGCCACUGACCAGUGACCCGUGACCCCUGUGAGUCUGUGACGUGUCCCCGGCAGGGGUGCCGCCGAGCGACACGGGCUACAUCGUGGGCCUGGCGGUGCUCGGCUGUGCCGUCCUGGCGCUGCUGGUAGCUGUGGGGAUCCUCUACGGAAGAGGAAAACGGUCCGGACCGCCGCCACAGCACAACAGUGGCACAGAUACCGACUGGGAGUCGGGCAGAGCCGCGGCUGGUGACGCCGCUGAUGGCCCUCACUCGCGAACCGCUCUGAAUCAUCACUCCGAGGUCAGCAGCAGCGCCCCCUCGGCGGCUCCUAGCUCCUACGACAACCGGGCCUUCAGCGCAGAGCAGCCGGCGGAGCUGGCGAGAAUUCCAGAGGAGACGGACCGCCUGCAAAAAUCGCCUCCCGCGGAGAGUUCCCUGUAUCCGCCCCUGCCGGCCGACCCGCCGGUCAGCGGCGCUGGCGCGGCGGCUCAGCCAAUGGGGACGGAGGGGGCGGCGCCUCCGGCCGAGCCGCGGCCCGACUACGCGGCCAAGUCGGUGGGCUUCAAGGACACGGUGCUGUGCGUCACCCCCGUGGAGGCGGCCGACGUUCAGCAGGUGGACGACGACGACGGAGACGACGACGGAGACGACGACGGAGACGAGGACGGAGACGGAGACGGAGACGGAGGGGCAGGGGAGGACGGGCCGACUGCCUCCGGGGACGAGGGCGAUGAGCGCCUGUAGCGUGUACCGCUGGGCGUGCAGUCGCCGCCGACACGGUGUGCGCCCUGCCGCUGACACGGUGUGCGCCCCUGCCGCUGGCACGGUGUGCGCCCCUGCCGCUGGCACGGUGUGCGCCCCUGCCGCUGACGCGCUGCUGCGUACUGUGAUGGGAGGGAGGGGCCCUCAGUGCAGUGGCUGCUCGAUAGGGACUGAUGGCCGGCGAAAUAGCUCCAGCGUCCGUGGCCAAAGGCGACUCCGUGAUUCUACUGUACUGAACCGGGCUGCCCUGAGGCUAGUGACCGCAUCACUACUGAAAUGAUCAGGUGGAUUUUACGAAAAUGACGAUAUGCUGCUGGCUGAUUGAAGUGCACCGCGGCCUAGUAUGACGUGCAUUUACACGGCUGCACUAUCGUGAUAACCAAUGUGAUACGGCCGACUGUAUCAUCUGAGGUGCCAAGUUCACGGAUGCUGAUCCAUUGCGACGCUGUACGCUUGGCUGAAGGGAAUAACGCAAGGCACCGUGCUGGGUGAGUCUGCACCUGCUAUUGAUGUAUACCUGUAGUAUGCUGGUAAGAUCAGGGUUAGCGUGAGUCGCUUCGCGUACCGCCGCGGCCCACUGAUCCACCACUGAGUACAGCGCGGUAAUUUGGGGUACAUGUUGGCACGAGGGACAGGAGAGGUCAGGCGGCCACAGUCUUGUGUCACCCACCCCACACAGUCGCCAGGGGGGGGGGCGGCAGGAGGGACAGGACGUCGCGGGGGGCGGGGCGGCAGGAGGGACAGGACGUCGCGGGGGCGGGGCGGCAGGAGGGACAGGACGUCGCGGGGGGCGGGGCGGCAGGAGGGACAGGUCGUCGCGGGGGGCGGGGCGGCAGGAGGGACAGGACGUCGCGAGGGGCGGGGCGUCAGCGAUUGAUAUGAUAAUCCGCCGCCGAUCGUAGGACCUGUGCCAAAGAGAUUCAGGGAUAGCUGUGAUAUGAGGGAAUGAAUGUGACCGGUACUUAAUCAUUGUUAUCAAACCCUCCAAAUGAUUUAAAAUAAAAUACAUGAAAUGU